GUGUUAUCCACAAACUGUGAAUUAGAAUCGACUGUGUAGAGAGAGUGAAGAAGAAGAAGAAGAAAGAGAAGAAAGGAUGGGAUCGGUAUUGUCAUUCUUUUUAGGAGGGGACGCGGCGGCGGCAUCGGAGGGGUCAUCGGAGGGGUCUCUAGUGACGUCGUUUCACUCGGCAGCCAGGUGGCAGCUCCACUUGAAUUCCAUGAAGGAGAGCUCCCAACUGCUGGUGAUCGAUUUCUCGGCGUCGUGGUGCGGGCCCUGCAAGUUCAUUGAGCCGGCCAUCCACGCCAUGGCGGAGAAGUUCACCGACGUUUACUUCGCCAAGAUCGACGUCGACGAGCUAUCUGAAGUGUCUCAACAGUUUGAGGUGCAGGCAAUGCCGACGUUUGUGCUUUUGAAGAAGGGGAAGGAGGUGGAUCGGGUUGUCGGUGCCAAGAAAGAUGAACUUGAGAAGAAGGUUGAGAAGUUCCGUCACUCUGCAUAAGCUAAGUUUUCAUUUCAGUACUUAUAAGUUUGUGAUUUACUAAUUGUUACCAAUCAUUGCUCAGAUUUCUCGGGUUGAUUCAAAAAAACUUAUUAUUGUUCUAGGAUAUUCUCUAUGUGUGCCUUGGCCUUAUGCCAAUAGGAUAUGUAGUUAGACUAGAUCUAUGUAUUCAUAUCCUUACCAUAUUGGUAUUGUAUAAUUCCCUAUAUAAAGGGCUCCUAUCAAUGAAUAAGAUGAUGAUUCUCUUGCU
Messenger RNA from Fragaria vesca subsp. vesca, 731 nucleotides. Its product is annotated as thioredoxin H2-like. The record is from RefSeq and is a predicted model, not a curated record. The coding region runs from base 77 to 481 and encodes 134 amino acids. The transcript has 3 exons. NCBI's taxonomy places the organism in Eukaryota, Viridiplantae, Streptophyta, Magnoliopsida, Rosales, Rosaceae.